Molecule: messenger RNA, 1554 nt
Organism: Sesamum indicum (sesame)
Lineage: Eukaryota; Viridiplantae; Streptophyta; Magnoliopsida; Lamiales; Pedaliaceae
Product: transcription factor MYB16
Source: RefSeq, a predicted model, not a curated record
ACAAUCAUCCCAUCUCUGUCGCUGACCUUUCUUUCCCAGUUCCCACACACACACACACACACACCCACACCCACCCAACCUCAUCUCUCUGUUUAUAAUUUACUGCUCACUACUACUCCACUUCACUCUUUAUCUCUACGUAAUUUCUCAUACUCUCCGACAUAUAUGUAACUCGGCAACAACAAAGGGAACUGAACGUCGUUCGUCUACCCCAAUGGGUCGGUCUCCAUGUUGCGAUAAAGUAGGGUUGAAGAAAGGCCCCUGGACGCCUGAAGAAGAUCAGAAGCUCCUGGCUUAUAUUGAAGAACAUGGCCAUGGAAGCUGGCGGGCCUUGCCCGCCAAAGCUGGGCUUCAGAGAUGUGGGAAGAGUUGCAGAUUGAGGUGGACUAAUUAUUUGAGACCUGAUAUCAAAAGAGGCAAGUUCAGUUUACAAGAAGAGCAAACUAUCAUUCAGCUCCAUGCUCUUUUAGGAAACAGGUGGUCGGCCAUAGCCACUCAUUUGCCCAAAAGAACAGACAACGAGAUCAAGAAUUACUGGAACACCCAUCUCAAGAAAAGAUUAGACAAAAUGGGUAUCGACCCGGUGACCCACAAGCCCAAAAAUGACACCCUGGUCGCCAGUGAUGGCCAGUCCAAGAACGCUGCUAAUCUCAGCCACAUGGCUCAGUGGGAAAGCGCUCGCCUCGAAGCCGAAGCCAGAUUGGUCAGGCAGUCCAAACUCCGACCCGGCUCGUCUACUUCCUAUCAGACUCAGAGCUCAGAAUUCGCCUCCACUUCAAGCCCCGUCCAGAAGCCAGCCGGGCCGUCUCGAUGUCUCGACGUGCUGAAGGCGUGGAAUGGCGUCGUGUGGGGAAAGGCAAACGAAGCUGCUGGUGCCAGUGGGGGUGUUUCGGCGGUUGGAACCGGGGGCGACCUGGAAUCACCGACGUCGACGCUCAGCUCCGCCGCGGGAGUAGGAGAGAGCUCCACCGCUUUUGUCGAGCUGGUGAGAAACUCAUCUGGAACAUGUGACGGCGGCGGAACCAUGAAAGACGAAAGCGAAGGAGAGUGGAAGAAUCUGACGGAGUACAGAGACGGGAUUGGGAUUUCGACUCCAUUCCCAUCAGAAUUGCAGGAGACGUCUUUCCCAUCAGCGUGGGAGCCGGAAUCCAUGAGAGGGAACUCUACCGAACAUGUUCCCUGUGGGAAUUUCGUCGAAAAGUUUACCGACCUCUUGCUCAGUAAUUGCUCGGGUGACCGUCGGUUCUCGGACGACGGCGGAGAGUCGGAUAACGGCGGCGGCAGUGAUUAUUAUGAAGAUAACAAGAAUUAUUGGAACAGCAUUCUGAAUCUGGUGAAUUCUUCGCCCUCUGAUUCGCCAAUAUUUUAAUUAGGGAUGGACGUGUUAUAAACUAUGUAAUGUGUAGAGUGUUCUUCUUCCUCUUCGUCUUUGGGAUUGUGUUGGAUCGGAGCUCCUUAGUCUUCUCAUCUGCAUUCUCCAUACUUAAUUAGCUCCACUUCAGUUACUUCCAAAUGUAAUCACUCUUUCUCUAAUAUCGUUUUCUCCCAUAAUCA